ACUUUUAUAAGUCAUUUGCAUCACAAAAAUGAGGGAUUUUAAUAUUUGCGGAAGAGGGAAUUCAACAUUUGUACUAUGAACUUCACGCCUGUUCCAAAUCAAUUUGAUUCCCACUCUCCAUUGAAGCGGAAUCAGCCAAGUGAGCGUCGCAUUGCAUGCAUCAUAUUGUAUCCCUAAUUUUCUUCAGUUUUCUUGAAGCUUGAUUUUGGAGUAAGCUGCUUGUUAGUUGAGACUGAAAAAAAAUGAGAGAAGCAGCAUGUGUGGAUUGCAAAACUUUGGAAGAGGAACUCUAUUGGACCCAUUUCCAGUAUAUCCAUUUUUCCCUCUUACUUCGUGCUGGUUUUCAUCACCAUUUGGCCAUCCCUGAAAAAUUUACUAAAAGUAUGAGAAGGAAGUUGCCUGAUACGGUCACUCUUAAAGGUCCCAGUGGUACUGCAUGGGAAGUAUGCCUAACAUCGCAUGAAAAUGCCUUAAUGUUCGGUCAUGGUUGGCGGGAAUUCGUCCAAGCGUAUUCUCUUGAAGAGAAUGAUAUAUUGGUCUUCAAGUAUAACGGGGAGUCUUGCUUUGAUGUGUUAAUGUUUGACGGACAGAGCAUGUGUGAGAAGGCAGGUUCUUAUUUCCUCACGGAAUGCGACCAUGAAAAACAUAAAACUACCGGAUGCCAAUCAAAGAGAACCAGUGAAAGUUCUACUGAAGUUCUAAGUGCUUCUCCUACAAAUGGUAGUGGAGAUUCCAAGCAAAACAAAUCUACACAUAACUAUGUUUACACUGAAUCAGGGCGGCCUAUUAUGGAUCCCAAUAAAAAAGCUCAAAGAGAAAUUAUGUACACGCCCGUUCAUUUGCCAAAUAUGAAAAGGAAAAUAGAACCUUGUACUGUGGAUGUAAAGGCAAAAGCUGAAACUGUACAUCCAUUUUUUGGCUUACAAAGUAGAAGGUGGAAACAAGACCAAGCUAUACCGUCUGUGUUGCAAUCUGCACAAGCAACAGUGUCCCCCAAUGGCUUUAUUGCAGUUAUGAAACCUACAUAUGUGGAAAAGAAAUUUUUUAUGUCAGUCCCUCACACAUGGGUGUCCAAAUACAUCACCUCUGAGGAGAACCAACACGUAAGUCUACGUAUUAAAGAGAAAACAUGGCAGAUACGAUUCUCUUUUCGCAAACAGAAAAAGAGAGGGGAUAAAGAGGAUAGAGGGGGUUUCGGGGGUGGGUGGAAGAAUUUUGUUUUGGAUAACAGCAUAAAACUAUUCGAUGUAUGUGUAUUCGAACCUGGCAUCCCAUCGGACAACAUGAUGGUCCUAGAUGUUAACAUCUUCCGUGUAGUCAAAGAUACGAGUCCGCUUGCACCAGUCACUGAUGAGUGAGGCAUUGAUGGCUAUCACAAUGCCGGUUGUCACACGCACGCUAUCAUGCUUGUGCUUAGUUGUUUGCUUUGCCCUGACAACAAUGUGUUAUGUGUGAAUAGCUUCUAAAGUGCAAUUUUGGUGUUUUCUAUAUUGGCUUUGAAGCAUUCAAAUUUGAUGUAUCAACCGAUGUACUUGUAAGGCAAUGUACAUAGCAGAAGUAUUACCAAUAUGUUUUAUUU
Molecule: messenger RNA, 1579 nt
Organism: Mercurialis annua (annual mercury)
Lineage: Eukaryota; Viridiplantae; Streptophyta; Magnoliopsida; Malpighiales; Euphorbiaceae
Product: B3 domain-containing protein REM16-like
Exons: 5
Coding region: 243-1358 (371 amino acids)
Molecular function (GO): DNA binding
Source: RefSeq, a predicted model, not a curated record